CUUCCGCUAUUUCUCGGAAGUUCAAUGUAGUGGAAAAUAUGUGCUUGAUUAGCACGUUUUCACUGAAAGACAACAUGCAUUCUUCAUUCUCAGAAGAACACUGGUCUUUCUUGGUACAAAUGAAUACGUAGAGCCAAGCAAAAAGUAAGACUUCGUCUUCAAAUUAUGGGAGCCUUUCGACUUCUCUCUGCUAUCCAACGUUUGGUUGGAAGAAGGGAAGACGAAAGCCAAAACGUGUUUGAGUUUAAAUCUUUGGACAAAGGAGGAGUUCGACUAUUUUCGAGUGGCACAGUACUUGCAAUUUCCUACGAACCUGGAUUAACCUUUAAGGAUGUUUGUGAAAAUGCUGCAAGAGAAGUUGGCAUUUUACCGAUCAACUUCCCUUUCUUCUCAUUGGUUACUGUAAAUGGCGGUCACGUCAUGAACCUACAGAAAACAUUAACAGAAAAUGAAUGUAAUGAACACUAUGAAUUCAGACUAGUAUUCAAAGGUUGCCAUCCAUCAUGGUUUGCUGAUAAGAAUUGUUUUGAUGAAAAUGCUCUUGUAUAYUUGUUUCAUCAGUGCCGAYAUGACUUUUUGAAAGAUCCUACCAAGUUAGAAUUUACUUACAAUAGUGAGAAUGAUUCAGGAUUUAGCAAGAAGGACAUUGAUCAACAUUUUGUGAAAGCUGUCCUUUGUGAAAUUGUUUACCAAGCAAAACAAAAUGAUGUUAAGGCUUCACAUGUGUUGGACAAAGUGUAA
Molecule: messenger RNA, 741 nt
Organism: Exaiptasia diaphana
Lineage: Eukaryota; Metazoa; Cnidaria; Anthozoa; Actiniaria; Aiptasiidae
Exons: 3
Coding region: 166-741 (191 amino acids)
Source: RefSeq, a predicted model, not a curated record